CAAGUCGCGCUCGUCGGAGCUUGCCUGCACUGCUCACACAAAAGCACAACCCCGAGCCGCACUGCUCACUCGUUGAGCUCCUAAAACACCGCCCCCUGAUCACUCAUGCUCUCCCUGGCGACGGCCGCGACCGCUCUCCCGCUGCGGCUCUUCGAGGAGCCUCGGCCGCGCGUCGUCGGCGGCGUUGAGACCUCCUUCAACCGCUAUCCGUUUGUCGUUGCGCUUCUGAAGGACGGCGAGUUCUUCUGCGGCGGCAGCCUCGUGUCGCCCAACCUGGUCCUCACUGCGGCCCACUGCAUCACCGAGAGCAGCAAUCCCGCAGUCUACCAGGUCUCGUCCUCGCGUCACACCCUUUCGACGCCAAUGGGGCCCGACCAGCCCGAAUAUCUCGACCCAGAGGUGGACAAUCCGGAGUGCGGCGACACCGUGGCUGUGGCUCAGCUGGUGCCGCACCCAGAGUACGACCCAGACACCGUCCAGAACGAUCUCGCGCUGCUGGUCCUGAGCGACGCCGUCAAGUGCUCCGACCAGAUCGCCUUUGCGACGCUGGACCACGGCGAGAACAGCGGGCCCGGCAAUGAGCUGACCGUCGCCGGAUGGGGCGCACUCUACGACCCGUCGUACUACCCACUGUUCGGCACCACCAUCACCCCCGGCGUGCUGCACGAGGCCGAGGUCAGGACCUUUGGCUCGAGCGAGUGCAACGCCCUGCUCUGCGGCCCCAUCUUUGGCUUCCUUGGGCUCUGCCCGUACCUGGACGGGCCCGAGAUGUGCGCCGGCAACCUGCUCGGCGGAGUGGACGCGUGUGCGGGCGACUCGGGCGGGCCACUCUUCCGCGUCGGCGACGACGGCGUCCCCGUGCUCGUCGGAGUCACCUCCUGGGGCUUUGGCUGCGCCGAGCCGCUCACGCCCGGCGUCUACACCCGAGUCUCGCGGUACCGGGAGUGGGUCGACUCGUACAGGUGCAGCCAGAGCGAGGCGCACUGGGCAAAGAGCUGGCGGCUGAAGCCGACCGCCGGCUGCGCACCGGCGCCCCCGCCGCCGCCCUCGCCGCCGCCCUCGCCUCUGCCGCCGCCGGCCUUGAUGGAGGCGGUGCUGCAGGGAGGAGAGCACAUCCUCUCGUCGCUCCCGCUGGGGGGUGGUCGCUAAGGUGGGACCUGUGCGGUGGUGCGAGGGUGUGUGGUCCUGCGGAGUUUCGUUGAGUGGCUCACACACGGAUUACAGUUAAGGGCUUGCCCGCCAAAAGAAAGCCAAUUCUUGACUUGC
Messenger RNA from Emiliania huxleyi CCMP1516, 1266 nucleotides. RefSeq lists its product as hypothetical. The record is from RefSeq and is a predicted model, not a curated record. NCBI's taxonomy places the organism in Eukaryota, Haptophyta, Isochrysidales, Noelaerhabdaceae. Gene Ontology annotation, biological process: proteolysis. Gene Ontology annotation, molecular function: serine-type endopeptidase activity. Bases 106 to 1149 code for a protein of 347 amino acids. The transcript has a single exon.